AUGCCUAUUCCCCUUGGUCAGAUGUUAAUGAUGAUGGUCCUGCUGCGCCAGCUGGCAGGGACUGGGACGCCCACCCAUCGUGGUCUUUUUCAACCACCACUACCCACCCUUCUGUCAUCUUCUCAAGGGCAUGUCUCCUUCCACUGCCUCAGUCGAGUGCCUGUUCGGGUGCCAACUGUCGGCUUCCAGAUCAUUAACAACUGGCCAAGAAGCCAACUACGGGUUCAACAAAGGAGACUAAGAAGACUCAGGUGGUUGUGGAAGAACUAACAGUAUGUGCUGACCUUUCACUUUGCCAUCCAGGAGAUUAAUAAAGACAGCCACCUACUCCCCAAUUUGUCUUUGGGCUUCCAGUUCUACAAUGCCUUUUCCAGUGACCAGUUCACCUUGUGGAGCACUCUGAGUUGGCUUUCUGGAGAUCACAUACUUCUCCCUAAUUACACUUGCCAGACACAAGAAAAAUCAGUUGCAAUUAUUGCUGGAAGUACAGCAGCAUUUUCUGCUGAAAUUGGAACACUGCUGGAGCUCUACAAAAUCCCACAGCUAACAUAUGGCCCCUUUGAUCCCAUGCUGAAUGACAAAGACCAGUUUCCAUCUCUCUAUCAGAUGGCUAUCAAUGAUAGUUCUCUAGUUUAUGGAAUGAUCUCCUUGUUGCUGCAUUUUGGCUGGACAUGGGUGGCACUCUUUGUAUCUGAUGAUAUGAAAGGAGAGUGGUUCCUUCAAGAUCUCAAAGAAGAGAUGGUUAAAAAAGGUCUCUGUGUGGCCUUCGAAGUGAAACUCCCUGCCACUAAGAGAAUGUUUGCAUCAACUGAUAUCAGUUUCAUGACCAGGCUCAGAAGUUCAUCUGCAAAUGUCCAUAUACUAUAUGGAGAAGUAAGGAGCCUCAUCAAUGUGGACAUUGCAGGACCGUACUUUUUAACCACAGGAAAGGUGUGGGUCAUGGCAGCAAAGUGGGAUAUUGUCGUACAUGAGACAUACCACAUGCUACAUUCUUUGCAUGGAGGCUUCUCAUUUUCUCCCCACAGGGGAGAAAUCCCUGGCUUCAAACAUUUCCUAAAGACAGUGAACCCUUCCCAGUACCCAGAAGACUUCUACCUCAGUAAACUGUGGCUCCACAUUUUUAACUGUUUACCUGAUGGGUCACUUUGUGGAAAAAUUGGAGUGUGCCCACCAAAUGCUUCCAUUGAGUUUUUCCCUGGAGACAUUGACAUGAUGACCAUAUCUGACUCCAGUUAUUUGGUCUACAAUGCAGUGUAUGCAGUUGCUCAUGUCCUCCAUAACAUGAUUUUGGAGAAAGCAGAAGCAGGAUCCCCAAGAGAUAUAGCCCAGCCUAUGCUUCUUCCCUGGCAGCUUCAUCCAUUUUUAAAGAAAAUAAAAUUUACUAACAGUGCUGGGGAUGACAUAUCCUUCCAUGAAUCAAGAGACCAUAUGGCACACUAUGAUGUCCAGAACAUUGGAAAUUUUCCUGGUGGUCUUCAGUUGUUGGUUAAAAUUGGAGAGUUUUCCUCCAAGAGUCUACAUGACCAAGUCUUGGUCAUCAGUGAAGAGAUGAUAGAAUGGCCUCUUGGAUUCAAAGAGAUUCCGAAAUCUGUGUGUAGCCAGAGCUGUGUUCCUGGAUUCAGAAAAGUGCCACAGGAAGGAAAACCUCUCUGCUGUUAUACAUGCAUUUUUUGUCCAGAGAGAGACAUUUCUAAUCAUACAGAUGCAGAGCAGUGUAUUCAGUGUUCAGAGGACGAGUACCCAAACAGUGAGAGAAAUCGCUGCCUCUCCAAGCUGGUGACCUUCUUAGCUUUUGAGGAAUCCAUUGGGAUGGCUCUGACCUGCAUGGCCCUGUGUUUCUCUGUCAUCACAGCUGCAGUUUUGGGUGUCUUCGUGAAGCAUCGAGAUACUCCCAUAGCCAAGGCCAAUAACCGGUCUCUCAGCUACAUCUUGCUCAUCUCCCUCCUCCUGUGCUUCCUCUGUUCCUUACUCUUCAUUGGCCGCCCCAACACAGCCACUUGUAUCCUCCAGCAAAUAACAUUUGGUCUUGUGUUCACAGUGGCUGUUUCCACCGUGCUGGCCAAAACAAUUAUUGUGAUUCUGGCCUUCAAGGUUAUGAAACCUGGAAGAACGAUGAGGCAGUUGCUGAUAUCAAGAGCUUCUAACUCUGUCAUCCCUAUCUGCUCCAUGAUCCAGCUGAUUUUUUGUGGUAUUUGGUUGGGAACUGCUCCUCCUUUUAUUGACAGAGAUGCACACUCUGAGCAUGGCCACAUCAUCAUUAUGUGCAACAAGGGCUCAGUCACUGCCUUCUACUGUGUCCUAGGAUACCUGGGCAUCUUGGCCAUGGGGAGCUUCACCGUGGCUUUCCUAUCCAGGAAUCUUCCUGACACAUUCAAUGAAGCCAAGUUCCUGACAUUCAGCAUGCUGGUGUUCUGCAGUGUCUGGGUCACCUUCCUCCCUGUCUACCACAGCACCAAAGGGAAGGUCAUGGUGGUUGUGGAGAUCUUCUCCAUCUUGGCCUCCAGUGUGGGGCUCCUUGGCUGCAUAUUUGUCCCCAAGUGCUACAUUAUUCUCAUGAGACCUGAGAUGAAUACUUUAAAAUAUUUUACCAACAGAAAAUGUUCUAAGAUAUUCUGA
Messenger RNA from Lepus europaeus (European hare), 2616 nucleotides. RefSeq names its product vomeronasal type-2 receptor 116-like. The record is from RefSeq and is a predicted model, not a curated record. Gene Ontology annotation, cellular component: membrane. Gene Ontology annotation, molecular function: G protein-coupled receptor activity. Gene Ontology annotation, biological process: G protein-coupled receptor signaling pathway. Lineage: Eukaryota; Metazoa; Chordata; Mammalia; Lagomorpha; Leporidae. The transcript is spliced from 7 exons.